Messenger RNA from Bradysia coprophila, 720 nucleotides. RefSeq names its product cell wall protein DAN4-like. NCBI's taxonomy places the organism in Eukaryota, Metazoa, Arthropoda, Insecta, Diptera, Sciaridae. The record is from RefSeq and is a predicted model, not a curated record.
AUGAAUUGUGGUACUACCACAACUUCUCCGACACUUCCGACACCUCCAACUCCAACUCCAACAACGGAAGAUCCUACUAGUGUUCCUACUCCUCCAACGGCUACGACAGGGUCUACAACAUUCACUAGUAUUCCAUUUCCUACUACAGAAGACGGUACUACAACAACGGAUACAAGUACCAGUGUUUCUACUUCUCCAACGACGGAUGAUCCCACCAGUAUUUCUACUCCUCCAACGGCAUCGACAAGCACUAGUAUUCCAUUCCCUACUACAGAAGAGGACACUACAACAACGGAGGUACCUACUAGUGUUUCUACUCCUCCGACUCCAACGACGGAAUUGCCUACCAGUAUUUCUACUCCUCCAACACCUACGACAGAAUCUACACCAAGUACUAGUAUUACGUUUCCUACAACUGAAUCAACAACAGUAUCCACUACAACAGUUAGAGCCACUCCUCCCACUGCUCCCACAACUAGUACAGUACCACCAACGUCAACGAGGCCUACACCUCCAACAGCGGCAACGUCAACCUAUUCUUCUUUAAUACCUACAUCAAGUCCUUUUUCACUAUCUACGAUAGUUCCUUACAAUUCUUUACCCGCAUCUACGGUUCUUGAUUUUCAUAGUCCAAUAGAUCAGCGAGAAACAACAAAAUCGCCAAGUCAGUCUUACUCGCUUUGGAAACACAAAGGCAAGUACAGUAUUCGUUUACUUUGA